UACAAAAUUCCCACUCUAUUUGCCAAUAAUAACAACCAUUAAUACCCUCACUUACACCUCUCCACCACCAUCCAUUUCUCCACCGCUUCUAAAUCACCACCCUUUCUCUCUCUAAACCCCCACUCUCUCUCUAAAAAAAACCCUAAACCAUGGCCGGUACCGGUGUCGUCGCUGUCUACGGCAACGGAGCAGCAAUAGCCGAGACCAAAAAAUCCCCCUUCUCCGUAAAAGUCGGGCUCGCCCAGAUGCUCCGCGGCGGAGUUAUAAUGGAUGUCGUCAACGCCGAACAAGCCCGCAUAGCCGAAGAAGCCGGUGCAUGCGCCGUCAUGGCUUUGGAACGUGUCCCCGCCGAUAUUCGUGCACAAGGCGGCGUCGCUCGGAUGAGCGACCCGCAGCUUAUCAAAGAAAUUAAACAAGCCAUCACUAUCCCCGUCAUGGCCAAGGCUCGUAUCGGCCAUUUCGUCGAGGCCCAGAUCCUCGAAGUGCUCGGUAUUGACUACAUAGAUGAGAGCGAAGUUCUUACAUUAGCCGACGAGGAGCACCACAUCAACAAGCAUAAUUUUCAUGUUCCGUUCGUGUGCGGGUGUCGGAACUUGGGUGAGGCCUUACGUAGAAUACGUGAAGGGGCGGCAAUGAUUCGGACAAAAGGCGAAGCCGGGACGGGUAACGUUGUCGAGGCGGUUCGCCAUGUGAGGUCUGUGAUGGGGGACAUUAGGGCUUUGAGAAAUAUGGAUGAAGAUGAGGUCUUUACGUUUGCUAAAAAAAUUGCUGCUCCGUAUGACUUGGUUAUGCAGACUAAGCAGUUGGGUAGGUUGCCUGUUGUUCAGUUUGCUGCUGGUGGUGUUGCGACUCCGGCCGACGCUGCACUUAUGAUGCAGUUGGGGUGUGAUGGUGUUUUUGUUGGGUCUGGUGUGUUUAAGAGUGGGGAUCCUGCGAAACGGGCGAGGGCUAUUGUUCAGGCGGUGACUCAUUAUAGUGAUGCUCAGUUGCUUGCUGAUGUUAGCUGUGGACUUGGUGAAGCUAUGGUUGGGAUUAAUUUGAAUGAUAGUAAGGUUGAGAGGUUUGCUAAUAGGUCUGAAUAGAAACCAUGAUGCUUUGCUUCUUAAGGAAUCUUUAUGAUGCAGUUCAUUCUCCAGUACCGGCAAAUCAUCAAGAUGGAGAUGUUUGCGUGUUCUUGAUAAUAGAACUCCAUGCAGCCAAUGAUUAUUUCAAGUUUUUCUGUUUUUCUCUUAAGAUUCACAGUAUAAGUUUAUGUUUUAGGUUCAAAGGUUUAUGUUUUAAUGUUGACUGUUAUCUUUUUGAAGCAGUCUGUUUAAUUAUUAUGUUUAA
Molecule: messenger RNA, 1329 nt
Organism: Mercurialis annua (annual mercury)
Lineage: Eukaryota; Viridiplantae; Streptophyta; Magnoliopsida; Malpighiales; Euphorbiaceae
Product: probable pyridoxal 5'-phosphate synthase subunit PDX1
Exons: 2
Coding region: 150-1082 (310 amino acids)
Biological process (GO): amino acid metabolic process; pyridoxine biosynthetic process; pyridoxal 5'-phosphate biosynthetic process
Molecular function (GO): amine-lyase activity
Source: RefSeq, a predicted model, not a curated record